AUGAAGUUCUCCGCAGUGUUAGCUCUCUCCGCCGCCGUCAUGGCCUCCGCCAAGUCGGUCCGCAACCACUACCCCGUCCGUAGAGAUGGUCACAAGAAGGGCGAAAAGGGACAGGCUCAAGCUGGACAGAUCGCUGGCCUCCCCGCAGGCAUGACUGGGUUCGGAGUCUCCAACAGCCAGGUCACCGAGGUUAUCAUCAUUUGGGCAAACCCGGGUGCCGGAGCCCCUACGAUCAACAUCAACCCUCCCGCCGGUGGUGCAGCCGCCCCUCCCGCUGCCGCCCCUCCUGCCGCCCCCGCUGCUCCUCCCGCCGCUCCCCCGGCCGCGCCCCCGGCUGCUCAGCAGACUCACCAGGUCAUGGUUGGCGGUGCCGCUGGUCUCGUCUUCGUUCCCGAUCAGAUCAAGGCCAACGUCGGCGACAUGGUUGUCUUCACCUUCAUGAGCCAGAACCACACUGCUACCCAGUCCGCCUUCGCGACGCCCUGCGAUCCCUUGGCUGGUGGCAUGAACUCUGGCUUCAUGGCCAACCCCAACAACUCCGUCAGCCCCCCUCCCCAGGUUGCCAUGCAAGUCAUGGUCUCUGAGCCUUUGUGGUUCUACUGCGCUCAGGCCAACCACUGCGGAAAGGGCAUGACCUUCUCCAUCAACCCUACCGCCGCUAAGACUCAGGCCAUGUUCCAGUCGAUGGCCAUUGCCCAGAAGGGCAAGGGUGCCGGCGGUGCCAUCACCGGAGGCACUCCUCCCGCUGCUGCUCCCGCUGCCCCCGCGGCCUCUGCUCCCGCCGCCGCUCCCCCUGCCGCCAACCCCGCUGCUCCUGCCGCCCCUGCUGCCGGUGGCGAGAUCCAGCAGGGCACUGGACAGAUCAACGGCGCCGGUGCUUGCGUGUGCUCCGUUACCUGCUCUUCGGGAUCUUUCCCCGCAGUUGGAGCACAAGGCGUCGGCUCUUUCGGCGGCAUGGCAGGAUCUCUCCCCAUGGCUAUGAUGGAGGCAUAA
Colletotrichum abscissum is the source of this 993-nucleotide messenger RNA. RefSeq lists its product as uncharacterized. The record is from RefSeq and is a predicted model, not a curated record. NCBI's taxonomy places the organism in Eukaryota, Fungi, Ascomycota, Sordariomycetes, Glomerellales, Glomerellaceae. The transcript has 3 exons. The coding region runs from base 1 to 993 and encodes 330 amino acids.